AUGGAAGUUAUCAAGUCCAAUAAGGGCGGGCGAAAACUGUGUUUCGGGGGCUUCAUGAAAACGCGUCACAAAGACAUAACGACAGGCAUUCGCUGGCGAUGCGCCAAGCGCGGUCAAUGUUGCAAGGGAUCGAUUAUCACUAGUGAGAAUUCUGAAGACGUUAUAGUAAGUUCUGAGCACGACCACCCUCCCAGUGAGAGUGCAACUAACGUCGCGAAGACAUGUAUCGUCAUGAAGGAAAUGGCCUUGAUGUCAAAUGAGAAGCCUGCAACUGUCGUCACACACUUGAUGCAAGAUCUUCGGGACGAAAGAAGGACCAUGAUGAAAAGUGAAGACAGCCUGAAGAGGACCACCCGCAAACAGCGAUGUUUAGCUUACCCUCCAAACCCCAGCUCUCUUCGAGAUCUUGUAAUCGACGCUCUGUGGACGAUGACAGCGGGGCAUGUACCUGAGAGGUUCCUCUUUUACGAAAAUGGACCCGAGGCUGAUGCAAGGCUCUUGGUGUUGGCGAGCACCCCAUGCUUGAGACUACUUUCCGAAAGCAGCACAUGGUUCAUGGAUGGCAACUUUGACUAAGCUCCGAAGGGAUUUCUUCAAUUGUACGUUAUUCUUGUACCCCUGGGAGAAUGCACGGUGUCUGUAGUCUACGUUUUUAUGACAAGGACGGCUCAAGAGGCGUACGAAGAGCUUUUCAGGCUUGUUUCGGAAUGCGAGUCGCUCGGGCUGAGCUCGGGUCCCAAUAUCGUCAUGACCGAUUUCGAGAAAGGAACGAUGAACGCUGUUAAGGCAAUCCUUGGUGAGGACACACGCACUAAAGCAUGCUUCUUUCAUCUAUGCCAAAGCACCUGGAGGAAGAUCCAGGAACUUGGAUUGGUUACUUGUUACAAAGGGGGCGACUCGUUUCGAGUCUUUGUAGGGAUGCCCGAUGGUCUUGCUUUUUUGCCUGUGGAUGAUGUCGAGGACGGAAUGCGCUUGCUGCGUGCAAUCAUGCCGCAUCACGCCGCCGAGCUCUUUGCCUACUUUGAUGGUUGUUAUGCGACUGGAACUUUUCGCCAACUCACACGAACUGAUGGCAACAUUCAUCUGCGUCGACUACCCGCCAGGUUCCCCCCUGAAGUAUGGAACGUGCACGAUGCCACAACAGAAGACAGUCACCGCACCAACAACCACUGCGAGGCAUGAAACUGGAGGUUCAGCAGCAUAGUCGGACAUAGCCACCCGACUGUAUGGAAGGCGAUCGACGCCCUACGGGCAGAAGAUUCGUCUGUCUUCGUAAGAAUUGCUCAGGAGUCUGUCGGAGCACCACCGAAGAAGAGGACGAAAACAGCGCUGAUGCAGAUGCAGCGCCGACUGCAGACUCUCUCCGCCCAGUACGAACGGGGAGCAAAAACGAUCGAGGAA
Molecule: messenger RNA, 1401 nt
Organism: Ixodes scapularis (black-legged tick)
Lineage: Eukaryota; Metazoa; Arthropoda; Arachnida; Ixodida; Ixodidae
Source: RefSeq, a predicted model, not a curated record